AGCUAAUACUUGUUGAAUGCUGCCGGGUACCAAGGACGUCACGUGUGUUCUCACUUGCACCACACACGGCCUGUGUGGGAAGAGAAAUGACUGGGCGGGCCAGAGCAAGAGCGAGAGGAAGGGCUCGUGGCCAGGAGACGGCGCAGCACGUGGGGGCCACUGCCAGUCAGCCCCCUGGCUUCGUCCCGCCUCGGCUUCAGCAGCCGGCAGCAGAGGGGGAAUUAGUUGGCCGUGGACGACAGAGAGGAGCAGGCGGAGCGCCAGCCAAGUCACAAGAGCUCCAGAUAUCUGCUGGGUUUCAGGAAUUAUCAUUAGCAGAGAGAGGAGGUCGUCGUAGAGACUUUCAUGAUCUCGGUGUUAACACAAGACAGAACCUAGACCAUGUUAGAGAAUCAAAAACAGGGUCUUCAGGCAUCAUAGUAAGGCUGAGCACGAACCAUUUUCGACUGACGUCCCGUCCCCAGUGGGCCUUGUACCAGUACCACAUUGACUAUAACCCGCUGAUGGAGGCCAGGAGACUCCGCUCAGCUCUUCUGUUUCAGCAUGAAGAUUUAAUUGGAAGGUGUCAUGCUUUUGAUGGAACAAUAUUAUUUUUACCUAAAAGACUACAGCACAAGGUUACCGAGGUGUUUAGUCAGACCCGAAAUGGAGAGCAUGUGAGGAUAACGAUCACCCUAACGAAUGAGCUCCCACCUACAUCACCAACUUGUUUGCAGUUCUAUAAUAUUAUUUUCAGGAGGCUCUUGAAGAUCAUGAAUUUACAACAAAUUGGACGGAAUUAUUAUAACCCAAGUGACCCAAUUGAUAUUCCAAAUCAUAGGUUGGUGAUUUGGCCUGGCUUCACCACCUCUAUUCUUCAGUAUGAAAAUAACAUCAUGCUCUGCACUGACGUCAGUCAUAAAGUCCUUCGGAGUGAGACCGUGUUAGAUUUCAUGUUCAACCUCUACCAUCAGACAGAAGAACAUAAAUUUCAAGAACAAGUUUCUAAAGAACUGAUAGGUUUAAUUGUUCUUACCAAGUAUAACAAUAAAACGUACAGAGUAGAUGAUAUUGACUGGGACCAGAAUCCAAAGAGCACCUUUAAGAAGGCAGAUGGCUCCGAAGUCAGUUUCCUAGAGUACUACAGGAAGCAAUACAACCAAGAAAUCACCGACUUGAAGCAGCCUGUUUUGGUCAGUCAGCCCAAGAGGAGGCGAGGGCCUGGGGGCACCCUGCCCGGGCCCGCAAUGCUCAUCCCCGAGCUCUGCUAUCUCACAGGUCUAACUGAUAAGAUGCGUAAUGACUUUAAUGUGAUGAAGGACCUAGCCGUUCACACGAGACUGACUCCGGAACAAAGGCAGCGUGAAGUGGGAAGGCUCAUUGACUACAUUCAUAAAGAUGAUAAUGUUCAGAGGGAGCUUCGAGACUGGGGUUUGAGCUUUGACUCCAACUUACUGUCCUUCUCGGGAAGAAUUUUGCAAGCAGAAAAGAUUCACCAAGGUGGAAAAACAUUUGAUUACAAUCCACAGUUUGCAGAUUGGUCAAAAGAGACAAGAGGCGCGCCGUUAAUUAGUGUUAAGCCGCUGGAUAACUGGCUGUUGAUCUAUACUCGGAGAAAUUAUGAAGCAGCCAAUUCGUUGAUACAGAAUCUAUUUAAAGUCACACCAGCCAUGGGCAUACAAAUGAAAAAAGCAAUAAUGAUUGAAGUGGAUGACAGAACAGAAGCCUACCUGAGGGUCUUACAGCAGAAGGUUACAUCAGACACCCAGAUAGUUGUUUGUCUAUUGUCGAGUAAUCGGAAAGACAAAUACGAUGCUAUAAAAAAAUACUUGUGUACAGAUUGCCCUACUCCAAGUCAGUGUGUGGUGGCCCGGACCCUCAGCAAGCAGCAGACGGUCAUGGCCAUUGCUACCAAAAUCGCCCUGCAGAUGAAUUGCAAGAUGGGAGGGGAGCUUUGGAGGGUCGAUAUGCCCCUGAAGCUGGCGAUGAUAGUUGGCAUUGACUGUUACCAUGACACCACAGCUGGACGGAGGUCAAUUGCAGGAUUUGUUGCGAGCAUCAAUGAAGGGAUGACCCGCUGGUUCUCGCGCUGUGUGUUUCAAGAUCGAGGACAGGAGCUGGUAGAUGGGCUCAAAGUCUGCCUCCAAGCCGCCCUGAGGGCCUGGAAUAGCUGUAACGAGUACAUGCCCAGCCGGAUCGUCGUGUACCGGGACGGCGUCGGGGACGGCCAGCUCAAAACCCUGGUCAACUAUGAGGUGCCGCAGUUUCUGGACUGCCUCAAAUCUGUGGGCAGAGGUUACAACCCAAGACUAACAGUAAUCGUGGUGAAGAAACGAGUGAAUGCCCGGUUUUUUGCUCAGUCUGGAGGAAGACUUCAAAACCCACUUCCUGGAACAGUUAUUGACGUAGAAGUUACCAGACCAGAAUGGUAUGAUUUUUUUAUCGUGAGCCAGGCAGUGAGAAGCGGCAGCGUCUCCCCGACACACUACAACGUCAUCUACGACAACAGCGGCCUGAAGCCAGACCACAUACAGAGGCUGACGUACAAGCUGUGUCACGUCUAUUACAACUGGCCAGGUGUCAUCCGUGUCCCGGCGCCUUGCCAGUACGCCCACAAACUGGCCUUCCUCGUGGGCCAGAGCAUUCACAGAGAGCCCAACCUGUCCCUGUCCAAUCGCCUGUACUACCUCUAACCUCCGCCAGAGGGCGACACGCGGCCGUUUCUUCAGUUUGAAAUGGAACCUCAGGCUUUUUUUAAGCUUUUUAUUUGUUUUAGCUGUUAUCUUUCUAGAUGAAAGUUGAGAAAGGAAGUGGGAGACCUGGAGUCUUCUUUCUAGCAUUGCUACUUGACUGGCUUCUAGGUAAAAAUUAAAAUUUUACAUUUUAUCUUG
Hyaena hyaena (striped hyena) is the source of this 2870-nucleotide messenger RNA. RefSeq names its product piwi like RNA-mediated gene silencing 1 (gene PIWIL1). The transcript has 21 exons. Gene Ontology annotation, molecular function: piRNA binding; protein binding. Bases 87 to 2672 code for a protein of 861 amino acids. The record is from RefSeq and is a predicted model, not a curated record. Lineage: Eukaryota; Metazoa; Chordata; Mammalia; Carnivora; Hyaenidae. Gene Ontology annotation, cellular component: P granule. Gene Ontology annotation, biological process: regulatory ncRNA-mediated gene silencing.